AUGCUGGCAGAAAGAAAAGGCACAGAAGAUGUAUUUGCCGUGAAGGUGCUCAAAAAAGAUAUAAUUCUUCAAGAUGACGAUGUUGAGUGUACAUUAUGUGAAAAAAGAAUUCUUGCCCUAGCUGCCAAACAUCCCUUUUUAACUGCUUUAUUUUGUUCUUUCCAAACACAUGACAGAUUAUUUUUUGUUAUGGAAUAUGUUAAUGGAGGCGAUUUAAUGUUUCAAAUUCAAAGAGCAAGAAAGUUUGAAGAACCUAGAGCUAGAUUUUAUUCAGCUGAAGUUACUUGUGCAUUACAAUUUUUACAUAGACAUAAUGUUAUUUAUAGAGAUUUAAAAUUGGAUAAUAUUUUGCUUGAUUCUGAUGGUCAUUGCAGAUUAGCUGAUUUUGGAAUGUGUAAGGAAGGAAUUACUCGAGAUAACUUAACAUCUACUUUUUGUGGUACACCUGAUUAUAUUGCCCCAGAGAUUUUACAAGAAAUGGAAUACGGAUUUUCUGUUGAUUGGUGGGCAUUGGGUGUUUUAAUGUAUGAAAUGAUGGCUGGACAGCCUCCUUUUGAGGCAGAUAAUGAGGAUGAUUUAUUCGAAGCUAUACUGCAUGAUGAUGUUUUAUAUCCGGUUUGGCUAAGCCGAGAAGCUGUUUCAAUUCUUAAAGGGUUUAUGACAAAGAAACCACAACGCCGUUUAGGAUGUAUGGAAUCACAAGGAAGCGAGGAUGCAAUCCGGGCACAUUCAUUCUUUCGAGAAAUCGACUGGGAUGCAUUAGAGGCACGGAAAGUAAAACCACCAUUUAGGCCAAGAAUUAAAGGCAAAAGGGAUGUAAAUAAUUUUGAUGCUGAUUUCACUAAAGAAGAGCCAACAUUAACCCCUACAGAUCCAACGGUUAUGAAAUCUAUUGCACAGGAUGAAUUCCGAGGAUUUUCAUUUAUUAAUUCAGAAUUUAACAGAGAAUAA
Molecule: messenger RNA, 951 nt
Organism: Meloidogyne enterolobii
Lineage: Eukaryota; Metazoa; Nematoda; Chromadorea; Rhabditida; Meloidogynidae
Source: the annotation of a GenBank genome assembly